Boeremia exigua is the source of this 1275-nucleotide messenger RNA. RefSeq names its product RTA1 like protein-domain-containing protein. Lineage: Eukaryota; Fungi; Ascomycota; Dothideomycetes; Pleosporales; Didymellaceae. The record is from RefSeq and is a predicted model, not a curated record. The transcript has 2 exons. Gene Ontology annotation, cellular component: membrane. The coding region runs from base 1 to 1275 and encodes 424 amino acids.
AUGAGACUUUCACUUUCGCUUCUCAGUGCCUUGCUGCUGCCCCUUCUUUCUACCGCUUCACCCACCCCGACCCUUUCUCCAGCACUUUCCGCUCGAGCUGCCAUCACUUCACUGCCCUCCGCUACUGCGGCGCCUAUUCGCCGCGAUGAUAACUUCGAACUGAGUCUGCCACCUCUCACAUUAAACAUCCCUACAAUAUCAAUCGCAAAGCCGUCAAUAGCAUCUUUCUCCCUGAACCUCCCGCCUCAAACCUGCACGCCUGGAUUCGCCUCAUACGCAACUCCCGGCAUCGAUGGCUACGUUCCUGCGGGUGCAUGCAAUGCGCUGUGGGUGUACUUCCCGAACUUCGCGGCGGCGGUGGCUUUCUCCAUUCUGUUUGGCAUUCUCACGAUCGCACAUCUGAGUCAAGCCAUCACGUAUCGCAAUGGAUACUGCUGGGUCAUCAUCAUAGCCUCUCUUUGGGAGACUGGCGCCUAUGCUUUCCGCGCUCUUGGUUCAAAGGAUCAGCAGUCCUCGGGUAUCGCGACUGUUGCUCAGAUCUUGGUCUUGGUAGCUCCCAUCUGGGUUAACGCUUUCGCAUACAUGGUUUUCGCCCGCAUCGUCCAUUUCUAUUCGCCCACUCGCAAAGUCUGGUUCUUUUCGCCUUCCAUUCUCGCUCUUAUCUUCGUCACUCUCGAUAUUAUUUCGUUCAUCAUCCAGCUCGUCGGCGGUGGAAUGGCCGGCCCAGGCUCAACUCCAGAUUCACAAAAGAAGGGCCUGAACAUCUACAUGGGCGGUAUUGGCAUGCAGGAGGGCUUCAUUAUUCUGUUCUUGGGCUUGGUUAUCAAAUUUCACCGGGAUCAGCUCCAGGCAGAAUCAAUCGGACGUCUAGCUGAGAAUAAGAUUGCUGGCUGGAGGUGGAUGAUAUACGCGCUGUACGGGUGCUUACUGGCUAUCACCAUCCGCAUCAUCUACCGUCUCGCGGAGUUCUCCGGUGGUCUGGGCCAUAGCAACCCUCUUCCGAGUGACGAGCCCCUCCUAUACGUUCUGGAGUCGGCGCCAAUGUGGCUGGCCAUUCUGGUGUGGAACAUAGUCCACCCUGGUCGCUUCAUUCACGGCGAAGACGCCAAAAUGCCGCCCUCCUGGUUGUAUCGCCAUUUCUGCUGCUGCUAUCACAAACGUCGCUGCAACGACUGCAAUAGUAACCUUGGCCAUGCCGGAGCUCACCAACGCUUGGUAGACAAUCCGGAACUGGGGGAACACCAAGAAUUGCAUCCUAUGAUGAAGACUAGGUAG